AUGGGCGACCCCCACGACGUUGUCCGGUGGAACCAGCACGCGAUGCAGCGGCGCCUUAGCACCGCGUCGUCGGUCCCGUCGCUCAACUGGUGCAGCACCAACAACCCAACGGGCCGCAGUGUGUGCGCCGAGGCCAAGAGCCAGCGCCAGUGCGGGUCGUGCUGGGCGUUUGCUGCCACCGACGUGAUCGAGACGGCCGUGUCGCUUGCGACCGGGAACCCGCCAGUGUCGCUCUCGUCGCAGCAGCUCCGGACGUGCAGCACUUCCAAGGCCAUUCGCACAUUUGAAUACUGCUUUGCCAACGCUGGCAACGUACCGAAGUGGCUCGAGCCAUCCAUGAAGUGGGAUGGGCACAACAAAGGCUGCGACGGCGGCAUGACACACGUGGCACUGGACGACGCGGCCAAAAAAAUUGUGAACCUUGCGUCCGCCUCGACUGGCCCACACAUCACGGGCUGGGAACCCGCGCUGACGGCAGCGUCGUGCGCGACGACGAAGGAUCCAGCGACGCUGCUCAAAACCGCACUCGCCAAGGGACCUUUGGCCGUGGCUGUGAGCACCGAAGGCGGAUUCCAAGACUACUCGCUCGGUGUGUAUACGUGUCCGCCGAUCGUGUCGUCGGACAAGAUCAACCACGCGCUAUUGCUCGUCGGCUACGACACAAGCGAUCAAGGCGACUAUUGGAUUCUCAAAAACUCGUACGGCGUCGGGUGGGGCCUCCACGGCUUCAUGCAUCUUCACGUGGACGACGUCGUCAACUGUGGCCUCAACGUCUUUCCAGUCCGAGCGCUCGGCGCGUCGCGCGGUCCCGCGUCCACAACCACGGUCGACGGCGCGCUCACGUUUGGCGGCAUGGCCAUGGAUAUGUGGAUCGUCGUCGCCAGCCUCGUGACGGCCGCGACACUACUGCUUACGAUCAUCGGCGUGUUUGUGUCGCGGCGGCGUAUGCAGUACUUGCGACAAAGUGCAUAAAUGAAC
Molecule: messenger RNA, 978 nt
Organism: Saprolegnia diclina VS20
Lineage: Eukaryota; Oomycota; Saprolegniomycetes; Saprolegniales; Saprolegniaceae
Exons: 2
Coding region: 1-972 (323 amino acids)
Cellular component (GO): lysosome
Molecular function (GO): cysteine-type endopeptidase activity
Source: RefSeq, a predicted model, not a curated record